Messenger RNA from Filobasidium floriforme, 2007 nucleotides. Its product is annotated as acyl-CoA N-acyltransferase. Gene Ontology annotation, biological process: regulation of DNA-templated transcription. The annotation marks the transcript as partial. Gene Ontology annotation, molecular function: histone acetyltransferase activity. The transcript has 11 exons. The record is from RefSeq and is a predicted model, not a curated record. NCBI's taxonomy places the organism in Eukaryota, Fungi, Basidiomycota, Tremellomycetes, Filobasidiales, Filobasidiaceae.
AUGGAUGCACGGCCGUCAUCAAAGGCCUCACACUCCCAGACCGGGGGUAGAAUCAAGCAUUCCAAGAACAAGAGCGUGAACAAGGGCGCUCGGCAGGUUCCCUGUACCAUGUGUGGUGAAGUCGACUUGGUGAAGGGCAACGGCAAGAUGGACGUCAUGCUGUCCUGUUCGAAUUGCUCGAAUACCGUAGGUCACGCGACGUGCCUCGGGUUCGGAGAUGUAUUGGCCCGGAAUGCCCUAUCCUACGCAUGGCAAUGCAACGACUGCAAGCAAUGCGAGACCUGUCAGAGCCAGGAGGACGAGGUGCACAUGCUCAUCUGUGAUGUUUGUGAUCGCGGUUACCAUGGCCGAUGCCUGAUACCCCCAUUGACCGUGGCUCCAAAAGAUGAUUGGAUAUGUCCGCGUUGCAAAUCAGUACCUGCAGAUCCUCCUGCUACUGAUUCGAUGGAGGCGGCGGAAGCUCGACCGUCCCAGUCCAAGCAGAUCGCCUCUCAAUCUCAUUCGAAGCGGGAAAUCAAACGGAAGACAAUCAAUCAUCAGAUCGAAAAACCCAAUGUCGUCAAGAUCAAGUUGCCCUCAAUGGCCAUCAUCAGCAAGUCCAUGGCCCAGCGAGUACCGAAGAAGCGGCGGAAAAGUCAAGAGCAAGGCAGUCCUCCUGGCGACGAAAUUCAAGAGGAGGAAGAACCGCCUAUACCAUUUGGCGGCAUCAUUACGGGUCGAGACGCGGACACUACCAAGACUCAAAUAGGAUCGACAGAUGUUCAGCUAUAUGAGGAAACCCGUCGAGCAGCCGAAAUCCGGCUUGGAGGUGAUGAUGAGGUUGACGAUGGUUACGAUGGAGAAACCGAAACUCCCGGUCCCAGCGAUGCUGGUAGCGUAUAUGGCACGGCAUCACCGAUUCCCGAGACCCCACAGGCACAAGGCGGAUCGCGCGCGCUCAGAGACAGGCUGCUGCCUUCGGUCGCACCUUCGCCUAGGCCUGCGUCGCGAGCCAUGGAAUCUCCUUUCUCUGGUCCACCUUCGACCCCGGCAAGGCGGAUUGUGGCUGAGAAAAUCAGUGUCAUCCGAUUCGGCAUAUACGACAUCGACACGUGGUAUUCUGCGCCAUACCCCGAAGAGUAUUCCAGGGUCCCGGACGGUCGGUUGUGGUUGUGCGAGUAUUGUCUCAAGUACAUGAAGUCGGGGUUUAUCGCGGAAAGGCAUCAGAUGAAAUGUCGUGCGCGAUGUCCUCCCGGAGACGAGAUAUAUCGCGACGGUAGUGUCUCGGUUUUUGAAGUAGACGGCCGAAAGAACAAAAUCUAUUGUCAGAACCUGUGUUUGAUAGCAAAGAUGUUCCUGGACCACAAGACACUGUACUACGACGUAGAGCCUUUCUUGUUCUACGUCAUGACCGAGGUCGACGAAGAAGGAGCUCGCUUCGUUGGCUAUUUCUCUAAAGAGAAACGGAGUCCCCAUUUCAACGUUAGCUGUAUCAUGACGCUACCCGUCAGACAACGAAAGGGCUGGGGCAAUCUCCUUAUCGAUUUUAGUUAUCUACUAUCCAAGAAGGAAGGCCGAACAGGGUCACCGGAGAAGCCCUUAUCGGGAUUGGGAGCUUUAUCUUACAGGAACUACUGGAAACUGGCGGUCUUCCGAUACCUCGACACAGUGGCCGAGCCAAUCACUUUCGAGGCCAUCAGCAAAGCCACCUCGAUGACGUCUGAAGACGUUCUGUCCACGUUAGUGGCCAAUGACAUGAUCACCAUUCGAGACGAGCCAGCGGUCUUGAUGGCCAAGAAGAAAAGGGCUCAACAGCAACACCGUGAACAAGGCGGUGUUGCCCGGCAGGCCGUUUCUAGAACCCAGCAGACCGGUGGAUCUGGACCUAGCGUCAUGCCCGAUGACUACACCAUACAUAUUCACCAUCCGUCAAUCAGGGAAUACCUUUCACGUCAGGCGAACAAGGGUUACCUACAGUUACGGCCCGAAAGGCUAAAGUAUACGCCAUUCCUGGUUCAAAGGCUCACC